Molecule: messenger RNA, 2668 nt
Organism: Centropristis striata (black sea bass)
Lineage: Eukaryota; Metazoa; Chordata; Actinopteri; Perciformes; Serranidae
Gene: nr4a1
Product: nuclear receptor subfamily 4, group A, member 1
Exons: 7
Coding region: 121-1842 (573 amino acids)
Biological process (GO): regulation of transcription by RNA polymerase II; cellular response to corticotropin-releasing hormone stimulus
Cellular component (GO): nucleus; transcription regulator complex
Molecular function (GO): nuclear receptor activity; zinc ion binding; RNA polymerase II cis-regulatory region sequence-specific DNA binding
Source: RefSeq, a predicted model, not a curated record
GGAGCCGAGAUCACGGAGGUACUCGCUCCUCAGAUGGGAAACACUGAACAUGACUGAUGGUCGUUUGUGGAGUACAGACAGUUCAAAACACUUGUAAACGGACCUGACAGUCUUGCAGCCAUGACUUGCAUACACCCCCAGCAUGGAUCUCAGCUCUAUGAAAACAACCUUGGCAGCUUGGAGCCUGAAAGCAUAGACCUUAUCUCCAGGCUGGCUGCUGAUAUGAGCAGUCCACGGGACCACCUCUCUGCUCCAUCCCUGCCAAGCAUCAGCUCCCUGGUGGACACUCAUGGGGGCGACAUUGAUGCAUAUUCGUGCCAGUUCACUGCAGCCCCGGCCCACAUCACUCCGUCGUCAGGCCAGGAGACUCCCUUCAAACUGGACGACCUCCAGGUGUACGGCUGUUACCCUGGCGCAUUCACGCUAAAUUACCCAGACGAGGCGGUGUCUCCUGGCGGCUCAGAUUAUUUUGGCAGCCCUGCAUCGGCCUCGUCUCCUUCAACCCCCCGGUUCCUGAGUCAGCAUGCGUCCAACUGGGAUUCAGCUUUUGGGCCGUACUCACCCAAUCCAGGAUUUUGGGCGGCAGAGGACACCUCAGUGCCACAGGAGCCCUCUUUCUUCACUUUUGGCUCUGUAGAGGACAUGCCUCAUUUGAGUCAACCGCACUUACAAGAGCAGGAUCCUUUCACGUUGGCCCACCCUCACCCGUCUGCAAUGACCUUCCCUGCUUUAGUGAUGGAGCAGGCGCGUAGCCUCGAUGGCAUUGACCAGCUGGAUGGGAGCUUAUCACCCAAAUUAAAAAGUCCCAGUGGAAAUGAAGGCUGCUGUGCUGUUUGUGGGGACAACGCCUCCUGUCAGCACUAUGGGGUUCGCACAUGUGAGGGCUGCAAAGGCUUUUUCAAGCGUACAGUGCAAAAGAAUUCUAAGUAUGUUUGCCUUGCAAACAAAGACUGUCCUGUGGACAAGAGGAGGCGGAAUCGAUGCCAGUUCUGCCGUUUCCAGAAGUGUUUGGUUGUGGGCAUGGUGAGGGAAGUUGUGAGAACAGAUAGCCUGAAAGGACGGAGAGGUCGCCUGCCUUCAAAGCCUAAAGUCACCCAUGAUGUGAUGACGACCACCACUGUGUCUCCAGUGAGCAUGAUCGCUUCACUUGUGAGGGCCCACAUCGACUCCAACCCUGGUGUUGGGAAACUGGAUUAUUCCAAGUAUGACGAGGCAGAAGUCAGUCCAAACCAGAAAGAGGACGCCAAUGACGUCAAACAGUUUUACAACUUACUCACAUCGUCCAUGGAGGUCGUCAGGAAGUGGGCGCAGAGCAUCCCGGGUUUCUCUGAGUUCUGCUCAGAGGACCAGGAGCUGCUGCUGGAGUCUGCAUUUGUCGAGCUCUUCAUCUUGCGUCUUGCAUAUCGCUCCAAUCCUGAAAUGAAGAAGCUCAUUUUCUGCAACGGGGCCGUGCUUCACAAAACGCAGUGCGUCCGAGGCUUUGGGGACUGGAUUGACUCCAUCUUGGAGUUUUCUCAUAGCCUUCACCGCAUGAAGCUGGAUGUUUCCUCUUUCUCCUGUCUCACAGCCCUGGUAAUCAUCACCGACCGAUAUGGCCUCAAGGAGCCAAGACGUGUGGAGGACUUGCAGAACCAGCUCAUCACCUGCCUCAAAGAUCACAUCUCUGGCUGCGGCUCUGAUUCUCUGCGGCCCAAUUACAUGUCCAGACUUCUCGGGAAGCUGCCUGAGCUCAGGACUCUGUGCACUCAAGGCCUCCAGCGUAUCUUUUACCUUAAAUUAGAAGAUCUCGUUCCUCCACCACCAAUUGUGGAAAAAAUCUUCAUGGAUACUCUUCCGUUUUGAGUGUGAGAUGGGACUCACGUGAUGUUUAAGAUCUGGAGUUGAUAUGAGAGCCAAAGAGAAGAGACUCAUACUUCAGGUAGAAGAAGAAAAGGGAGAAGAACUUGCAGGGAUGAUGCAGCUCCAGAGGAAAAGGGCUACUUUGAAUUCAAAAGUGAACAUUUGCAGAAGCGACAUGCGGAGCCAUCAAAAUAUGCUCUUCCUAGUUUGUUUUUCCAGGAAACUGUGUUUUCUGCACACAGGCAGCUCAUGGACCAAACGGUUACUGUUUACAUACAACAAGGUGACAUGAUCGGAAAGAUUUCUGAUGGAGGCGAGAUGAUUGCACUUUCCAAAUCGAUACAAAUUGAAUACAAAUUGUUUCUGUGCCAUCAUAUCAAAUAUAUAAUGAGCAAAAUAAUUGGGCUUUUUAUGUCACAAUCUUUUGAAUGUGAAUUGCACAUGAAAUAUCAGAUAAAGCAUUAACAUGAUAUCUUCAGCUCAAUUAUUAAAAAACGGUCAUUAUAUUUCUGUUUAAAUACUUCAGGAGCUCCAGGUUGUUUUCAAACAAGCAAAUUAUUUCACAGAAUACGUAUGUGGUGAUAAUAAAUUAGGUUAAACUUACAGUGGUAUCGUUCAUGUAUCAUGAAUAGACAUUGAGCAGCUAAUUUACUGUGUAUCAUCAGUCUUAUACACUGGUCUUGGAUGUAGAUUGUUUUGAAUCUGCUGAUGUUGUUGCCACAUGGACUGCAGUUUGAGAAAAAUUUACUUUUCUGUUUUGUGUUAUUUUUACAUAUGAAAAAGUUAUAUUUUACUGCACCAUAAACAUGAAAUAAACUUUAAAACUGCA